CUUUAAUUAUUAGUACUUACUUGCACCUUACGACGGUCUUCUACAUUAUUCUUCUUCUCGUCGGCGAUCAAAACUUAACGGUGACGAAACAAACUUAACAGAUAUGAAGAUAUUUGUGAAAACACUCAAAGGCUCUCACUUUGAAAUCCAAGUCAAACCUGAAGACACGGUUGCCGAUGUGAAGAAGAACAUAGAAACGGUUCAGGGUUCAGAUGUUUAUCCUGCUGCCCAGCAGAUGCUUAUCCACCAGGGGAAGGUACUUAAAGAUGGGACAACACUGGAAGAAAACAAAGUUGGUGAAAGCAACUUUAUAGUAGUCAUGCUAACGAAGAGUAAGAGCUCAUCUGGAGAAGGUUCAGCAACGUCAACUGCAGCAACAGCUAAGACGCCACAGUCAAGUACCCCAGCACCUAGUUCAACUCCUGCAUCUACAGCUGCUCAAGUCCCAGUUGCAUCGCCUGCGGCGGCUCCCUCCCCUGCGCCAGCGGCUCCCUCCCCUGCGCCGGUGGCUCCCUCCCCAGCGCCAGCGGCUCCCUCCCCAGCGCCAGCCCCUGCCCCAGCUUCUGCUCCUGCAUCAACUGUUGUGCCGGGAUCUGAUGUCUAUGGCCAAGCUGCUUCUAGCUUGGUUGCUGGUAACAACCUUGAUGGAGCAAUUCAGCAGAUUCUUGACAUGGGCGGUGGAACAUGGGAUAGGGAGACAGUUGUUCGAGCCCUACGGGCAGCUUUUAACAAUCCCGAGAGGGCUGUUGAAUACUUGUACUCUGGUAUCCCUGAGGCGGCAGAGGUUCCUCCUGUUGCCGGAAGUCCACCCAGCGUGCAGGCAGGAAAUCAGCCGGCGGCUCAGCCGGAACCUGCAGCACAACCAGCACCUGUCCCUGCAGGCGGACCCAAUGCUGAUCCUUUGAAUCUCUUUCCUCAGGGUCUUCCCAGUGUGGGAUCUAAUACUGCCGGUGCAAACACCUUAGACUUCCUAAGGAACAGUCAGCAGUUCCAAGCUUUACGGGCGAUGGUUCAGGCCAAUCCACAGAUUUUGCAGCCCAUGCUUCAGGAGCUAGGCAAACAGAAUCCCCAUCUAAUGAGGCUUAUACAGGAGCAUCAGGCUGAUUUUCUUCGCCUUAUCAAUGAGCCUGUUGAAGGAGGAGAAGGCAACAACAUAUUGGGCCAGCUUGCAGGAGCAAUGCCACAGGCUAUAUCCGUAACACCCGAAGAGCGUGAAGCCAUAGAACGUCUAGAGCAAAUGGGCUUUGAUCAUGACCUUGUACUGGAGGUUUUCUUUGCCUGCAACAAAAAUGAAGAACUUGCUGCUAACUACCUCUUAGAUCACAUGCACGAGUUUGAGGAGUGAAAUGGAGGCUGGAUGGCUCUUUUGUGUAGCUUCCCUUGCCUCCCUCUCUUGGCCCCACGGCAAACUUAAGUUCCAUAUCCAUGUUGUGGGUUCUAUGCUAUUCGAGUGCCGGAGUGGAGUGAACUGGAAAACCAUAACCAAGUUAUCCUCUUUUUUUCUGUUCUCCCAGUCUAGUCUUGGACCCCAUUAGAAUUGUUCUUAUACAUAGUUUGUCAUUUUGUCAAUCCUUCCCCCCUCUAUCCCCCACUCAAAAAAAAAAAAAAAAAAAGAAUCUUUUCUUUGUUGAAACUCUUAGACUGUUUAGCCUAGUUAUAAACUUUUCAAUGUGGAUGGUCAGAAGCUAUUGGUAUUUGCAUGCUUUUCCAUUUAAAA
Lycium barbarum (goji berry) is the source of this 1717-nucleotide messenger RNA. RefSeq names its product ubiquitin receptor RAD23c-like. The coding region runs from base 104 to 1345 and encodes 413 amino acids. NCBI's taxonomy places the organism in Eukaryota, Viridiplantae, Streptophyta, Magnoliopsida, Solanales, Solanaceae. The record is from RefSeq and is a predicted model, not a curated record. Gene Ontology annotation, biological process: nucleotide-excision repair; proteasome-mediated ubiquitin-dependent protein catabolic process. Gene Ontology annotation, molecular function: ubiquitin binding; damaged DNA binding; polyubiquitin modification-dependent protein binding. The transcript has 12 exons. Gene Ontology annotation, cellular component: nucleoplasm; cytosol.